Molecule: messenger RNA, 2817 nt
Organism: Ictalurus punctatus (channel catfish)
Lineage: Eukaryota; Metazoa; Chordata; Actinopteri; Siluriformes; Ictaluridae
Product: kynurenine 3-monooxygenase
Exons: 16
Coding region: 208-1629 (473 amino acids)
Biological process (GO): quinolinate biosynthetic process; L-tryptophan catabolic process; NAD+ metabolic process
Cellular component (GO): mitochondrial outer membrane
Molecular function (GO): kynurenine 3-monooxygenase activity; FAD binding; NAD(P)H oxidase H2O2-forming activity
Source: RefSeq, a predicted model, not a curated record
GCCAUUCUAACGUCUUGUUUUUUUCUCUGAAACCAAUUGAGUUUCCUUUGCUGUAUACUUUGGAUCGUUGUCCUGUUGGAAUCUCCACCCACAUCUCAGCUUCAUCAUCCUGGUGGAUGGCAGCAGAUUCUUCUCAAGAAUCUCCUGGUUGUGGAUAUCUACUGACACAGCUAGUUCUUUUCUGAGUAAACGUUAAUCUGUACCAACAUGGACUAUUCAAGUGAGAAGAAUAAAUCGGCCACCAAGAAAAAAGUCGUUGUAGUAGGAGGCGGCCUGGUUGGUAGCUUAAAUGCAUGCUUCUUUGCAAAAAGAGGAUUUGAGGUUGCGGUCUUUGAAUCUCGAGAAGAUAUUCGCUGUGCCAAAACUGUAAAGGGCAGGAGCAUAAAUCUUGCCCUUUCCCAUAGGGGACGCCAAGCUUUAAAACAUGUUGGAAUGGAAGACAAGAUUAUUUCCAAGAGCAUUCCAAUGCAUGCUCGUAUGAUCCACAGAGUGAAUGGAAAGCGUUCUCCCAUACCCUAUGGAAAGAAAGGUCAGUACAUCCUUUCUGUAGGCAGAGCCAACCUCAAUAAGGAACUGCUAACAGCGGCUGAAGCAUAUCCAAACACACAACUGAACUUUAACCAUAGGCUGCUUGACUGGAGUCCAGAAACAGGAACCAUGACCUUUCUUGGGACUGAUGGUACUGAAAAGGAGAUCCAGGCAGAUUUCAUAGUGGGCUGUGACGGAGCCUUCUCUGCUACGAGAAAGCAGUUUUUACGCCGCAGUCGCUUCAAUUACAGCCAGACCUACAUCCCCCAUGGAUACCUUGAGCUCACUAUGCCUCCAAGAAAUGGUGAUUUUGCAAUGGAGCCCAAUUUUCUUCAUAUCUGGCCAAGGAACACAUUUAUGAUGAUUGCUCUCCCGAACUUGGACAAGACCUUCACCUGCACACUCUUCAUGCCAUUUGAGGAAUUUGAGAAGAUUACCACAGACGAUGAGCUGAUGAACUUCUUUCAGAAAUACUUCCCAGAUUCCAUUCCACUCUUAGGAGUUGAUGCUCUAAAGAGGGACUUUUUCCGACUGCCUGCCCAGGCCAUGGUGUCAGUGAAGUGUUCUCCUUAUCAUCUGAAUGACAAAUGUGUCUUAAUGGGGGAUGCUGCUCAUGCUGUCGUGCCAUUUUAUGGCCAGGGCAUGAAUGCAGGCUUUGAGGACUGCCUCGUAUUGGAUGAGAUUUUGGAUCAGUUUAAUGAAGACUUUUCUGCUGCUCUCCCGGAGUACACACGAGUCCGUGUACCUGAUGACCAUGCCAUAGCUGAUUUGGCUAUGUACAAUUAUGUAGAGAUGCGAGCACAUGUGAAUUCCAAGUACUUUCUGUUCCGUAAAUAUCUGGAAAACGCACUCCAUUUUAUCAUGCCGAGAACAAUAACCCCACUGUACACAAUGGUCACCUUUACCCGAACACGCUAUCAUGAAGCAGUGAUCCGCUGGCAAUGGCAGAACAAGGUGAUUAAUCAGGGCCUGUUGAUUUUGGGAACAGUAUCUACAGUGGGAUUGACUUAUCUGCUAAUCCGAUACAUUCCCAAAAAGCCCAGCAUUACUGUGGAGCAGCUAUGGAGCAAAGUUCUCACCCUCAAAUGGUUCCAAAAGUAAAAUUCCCCAAAUGAACAUGGAAUGUAUUUCAGGAUGCCCCUGUCAUUCUCCAUGCUUUUAUGCCCAUCCCAGUUUCAAUGAAUAAGUACUGUUAGAUAGUUAACCUCUGUUAAAAUUGAAUUACAGCAAAUCACUGGUGCUUUUAGACUCAGAUUCAGAAAAUCCUGAUAAUGUUUAAUGAGACUUUGAAAGAGCAAAAUCAAGAGGGCUGGGUUUGGUUUAAUCUUAAUAAAUAGCAGUAAUUCUUAUUAGAACAAUUAAAUAAUAUAAAACACAGAACAUAAUUAGAGAAAUGAUGUCAUGAUGCUGAGCUCAGACAGGUCUCCUGGACUUAAAAAAAAAAAUGUAGUUGCAUGUAUUUGUAUUAUAGAUUACCUCAUGGCUAACAUAUUCGUGCUAAAAGUUUUGAUUUCUUGAGUAAUGCUUGAGCAAGACCCUUAAUAUUUACAUGCUCAGCUAUAUACAUGGAUUGAAUUAGGAAUCACUUUUACAUAAAAGCUGUUUUCAAAGUGAAUAUGUAUUUGAAUGUUUAUAACAUUAUCCAUUUCAAUCUAAAAAAUUAAUUCUGCCAUUUCGCUCAAUUUACAUUAGUAGGUCUGUUCUUUUUAUUGUCUGGAAUACAUUUACAUUUAUGGCAUUUGACAGACUGUCUUAUCCAUAGCAACUUACAGAAGUCGUAUUUUAGAUUUACAAUACACUUCCUAAUGCCCAUAUGUUUUAUAUGUGUGCUUGCUACAUAUAAUCUGUAUUGCUCUCCUCUUAUGUGGUAGAAAUGUAUGACUUUCCAACACCUUACAUCUCUGCCCGAUCAUUUGUACUAAUGCAUAGUCAAUCUAGCAACAAUUUAGCCAGCAGUCAUCUUCAGUUUGCUUGUUUCUGUCCACAAAACUUUUGUGUUUGUAUAGAGUUGAUCCCUCAUGCUGUUAUGAAGAAUGAAAGCCCGGCUAACUGCGCUCACCAUUUGGUGUUUACCGGUUAUCUGUCAUCAAACAUUCUGCAUAAUCUUGUUGUUCUAUGCACUAUGGAUGUGUGCCUCUGUUUCAGUGAAGUAUAUGCUCUCUGCUAUUUGCUAUGCUGACCAAUUAACCCAAUCAGUCCUGUACAGGCUGCUCAGGUGAACAUGGACAUGGGUAGGCAUGGCCCAUUUGGUUAUUAAUAAUAAUAAUAAUAAAAUACAUGUGAAUUUCU